Messenger RNA from Labrus mixtus (cuckoo wrasse), 3461 nucleotides. It is a transcript of the gene mctp2b, whose product is annotated as multiple C2 domains, transmembrane 2b. Lineage: Eukaryota; Metazoa; Chordata; Actinopteri; Labriformes; Labridae. Gene Ontology annotation, cellular component: synaptic vesicle membrane. Gene Ontology annotation, biological process: regulation of neurotransmitter secretion. Bases 295 to 2898 code for a protein of 867 amino acids. The transcript is spliced from 23 exons. The record is from RefSeq and is a predicted model, not a curated record. Gene Ontology annotation, molecular function: calcium ion binding.
UGCGGGCUUGAUGUUUGCUGAGCGGAGAGGAGGAAGUGAGUGUAACAUCAUGAGCUGAACAGGUAGACAGAGUAAACUAUCAAAGUGAGUUACCUGGAGAGUUACCUGGAGAAUUACCUGGAGAGUUACCUGGAGAAUUACCUGGAGAGUUACCUGGAGAGUUACCUGGAGAGUUACCUGGAGGGACAUAUAAGGUGGGGCUGCUCAGGUGAGACAGCUUCUUGCUCUGGAAUCUUCCUGUAGGCGGACAGCUGUCAGUGAUGUCCACGUCUUAGACUCUAACCUACCCCCAUCAUGGACUCAAAAAAGCCGGGCGUGCUGCGGAAUCUGCGCCAGAGGAUGAUGCCACACCUUCGGCGAGACAAGUUGGCGGUCCAGCUGGAGCCCAGGAUGAGCUCGUCGGUCCCUGACAUGAGGAACAUGAGGCAGGAGGACGCUCACAUGUCCUCCAGGAUGGAGCUCCAACCGUACAACUCUCCAAGCUACAGCAGCCCGUCUUCACCUGUCAUCAAGCCCGCCAGGAGCCCGGGAGGAGGAGGGGGGGGGAGUGGCCUGAGGAGGGAGGGGGGUAGAGGAGGAGGAGGGGGGAGUGGCCUGAGGAGGGAGGGGGGUAGAGACUGCACAGACUGGGCUUCCUCUCAGGAGUCAUUUGUCUCUGAGGAGGAGACGAGUGAGUCUACCUGCAGAGCGUCCUGGGGCAUGGAGCCUGAGGAGCUGGGCCUGCCCGAGAUGAUGACCGUCUACAGCCCGGACCCUCCGUCAGCGGGGGUCUCAAAGGACAACUCACAGAACGAAGAUCUGAACGCCGCCGACAUCCAACAAGUCGAGGGGGGCAGUGAGACCCCCAGUGUGUCGGAGAACAGUGGGGAUCUGUCUCGCUCUUUCCUGCUCACCAUCAACCUUAAGGAAGGACGAAACCUGGUGAUCAGAGACCGCUGUGGAACCAGCGACCCGUAUGUGAAGUUCAAACUGGAGGGAAAAACCUUCUACAAGAGCAAAGUGGUUUAUAAAGACCUGAACCCCAUAUGGAACGAGACCUUCUCCUUACCUGUGAAGGACCUGAGCCAGAAACUUUACGUCAAGGUGUACGACCGUGACCUGACCACAGAUGACUUCAUGGGCUCUGCUGGUGUCACCCUGAGUGACCUGGAGAUGGACAGGGUGAACGAACUCUCUCUGGCCUUAGACGACCCAAACAGCCUGGAGGAGGACAUGGGGGUGGUCCUGGUGGACUUGAGUCUGUUGCUGAGAGAGGGAGACAGCAAGAGAGGCCAUCGCUGGAGACACAAACCAAGCUCUGGGUCAGGAGGCGGGCAGACCCCUCGUCUGUCAGAGUCUCUGAGGAAGGGUCAGCUGUGGAUGUCUGUGGUGUCAGUGACUCUGGUGGAGGGUCAGGAUCUGGUUCUGGACUCUCUGGGGGGGCAGUUCUUAGUUCGCUUCAGACUCGGAGAGCAGAGAUACAAGAGCAAGAAUCACUGCAAAGUGUCCAACCCUCAGUGGAGAGAGCGGUUCACGUUGAACAAGUUCCUGGAGGGGUCAGACCUCCUGGAGGUGGAGCUCUGGUCCAAAGAGGGGCGGAGGACUGAGGAGCGUCUGGGAGCGUGUGAAGUGGACCUGACCCGGGUCCCUCUAAACCAGAGACAGUUGUUCACUCUGGAUCUGGGGAGGGGAUGUCUGGUCUUCCUGCUCACUCUGAACACGUGCAGCGGCGUCUCCAUCAGUGACCUCGGCACCGCUCCGCUCGAUGAUCCGCACGAGCAACAGAACCAGCUCGACCACUACAGUUUGAAGAGGUCUCUGAAGAACCUGCACGAUGUGGGUUUCCUUCAAAUCAAAGUGCUGAAGGCUGCAGAUCUGCUGUCUGCUGAUUUAAACGGGAAAAGCGAUCCCUUCUGUGUGCUGGAGUUAGGAAACGACAGGCUGCAGACCCACACGGUCUACAAGAGCCUGAACCCGGACUGGAACCAAGUCUUCACAUUCCCUGUUAAAGACAUUCAUGAUGUUCUGAUGGUGACCAUCUUUGAUGAGGACGGAGACAAGGCGCCAGACUUCCUGGGGAAAGUCGCCAUUCCUCUGCUCUCGAUCCGCAGUGGACAGCAGACGGUCUACCCGCUGAAGAAAGAGGACCUGGGCGGACUGUCGAAGGGCACCAUCACUCUGGAGCUGGAGGUUAUUUUUAACCCUGUCAGGGCGAGUGUGCGGACGUUCCAGCCAAGAGAGAGGACCUUCAUGGAAGACAAUGCCAAGUUCUCCAAAAAGGCUCUGGCGAGGAACGUGCUGCGUGUUCAGACGCUGUACAGGGCGAUCGUCUCCACGCUGCGCUACAUCAAAAGCUGCUUCCAGUGGGAGAGCGUUCAGAGGAGCCUGCUCGCCUUCCUGGUCUUUGUGGUGACCGUGUGGUACUGGGAGUUCUACAUGCUGCCCUUCUUCCUGGUCCUGCUCAUCUCCUGGAACUACAUGCAGAUCCGGUCCGGCCGUGUCCCUCAGGACCUGGAGAGUAUGGAUGUGGGAGAGGAAGAGGAGGAUGAUGAGAAGUCGGAGAGACGCGGGCUGAUGGAGAAGAUCCACAUGGUCCAGGAAACCAUCGUCACCCUCCAGACGCUGCUGGACGAGAUCGCAUGUUUCGGAGAGCGGAUUAAAAACACUUUUAAUUGGUCGGUGCCCUUUCUGUCCAUGCUGGCUUUCCUGAUUUUCGUCAUGGCAACGAUCCUGACGUACUACAUCCCCGUACGUUACAUCGUGCUGAUAUGGGGUAUCAAUAAAUUCACCAAGAGACUACGGAACCCGUACAGCAUCGACAACAAUGAAGUACUGGAUUUCCUGUCCAGGGUGCCGUCAGACGUGCAGAAGGUUCAGUUCAGUGAGACCCGAGGCAGCAGGAAGAAGAAGAUCUUAUAGGAGGAGGAGGACAUGAUGCUGCUUCCACCUGAAAACACAACACCGUGCAGAACGCCGUCUUGCAGAGCGGCGUCUUGCAGAACGCCGUGCAGAGUGGCAUUGUGCAGAGUGGCAUUGUGCAGAGUGGCGUUGUGCAGAGUGGCGUUGUGCAGAGCGGCGUUCUUCAGAGCGUUGGGGGGAUGUGGAGCAGCUGGUAAAGACUCUCUGCACGCUGUCACAGACUCGUCUGAUUGUUUGAAUAGUUUCUUCGAUCAGCUGAUCUUCUCUCCCUGAAGCGUUCAUAUAUUCUAUAAACUUUAUUACACAGUUCAGAUGUUUUAUUUUACAGAUGAUUUAUAAUGUUUUAUGUCUGAGAGCUUUAAGUGCCUCCCUGAGCUCGUCUCGGGCUGCAGAUGUUUUAUUUUACAGAUUUGAAUGAUGGUUUAUAAUGUUUUAUACUCUCUGAGAGCUUCCCUCCCUGAGCUCGUCUCGGGCUGCAGAUGUUUGCACACAUCACUUUAUUUAUUAACGGCCGUCAUGAUGAUGUCUUUGUUUUCCUGCAGUAAUAAAAGCUUUCGACCUCA